This is a messenger RNA of Pseudoliparis swirei, 2426 nucleotides long. RefSeq lists its product as uncharacterized. Gene Ontology annotation, molecular function: guanyl-nucleotide exchange factor activity. The coding region runs from base 243 to 2198 and encodes 651 amino acids. NCBI's taxonomy places the organism in Eukaryota, Metazoa, Chordata, Actinopteri, Perciformes, Liparidae. The record is from RefSeq and is a predicted model, not a curated record. The transcript has 15 exons.
CCAAGUUUCUCCGGAGAAAAGGAAACAGCGGACAUCUGAAGUCUUUUGAGAUUCAGCUGCUUUUCUUUCCACACGUCCGGAGACAUUAGCGAGCUUUAGCGAGCUUUAGAGAGCUGUCACCGAGACUUAGAAGGAAGGGUUUUGGCUCCUGCAGCCUUUUCCCCUGCAGGGCUGAGCUCUUUGGCUGGCUCUCCACUUCCUUAGCAGAGAGGCUGCUGGCAGGGGCCACAUCUGAGCAGGUCAUGAAGCCUCAAGAGGCCGAGCUCGUCUCUGAAAUCUCAAAGCUGCAAUGCAUGGUGUCGGAGCUGAAGACGGGCUUCACCAGCGCUCUGCUGGAGCUCAAUCAGAUCCAGCAUGGAGACACGUACCUGAGGGAGGAGCUGGAGGAGAACCGGAGGGGCUGCCAGAAGAAAGCUCUCCGUCUGGAGGCGCUGGUCGAGUCUCUGAGGGAAGAACUCGGAGGGAUCCGCUGUCAGAUCCUCCAGCUGCACAGCAACCGACUGAGACCUCCGCAGGAUGGGAAGAGCUCCAGACACAGAGAGAGCAGCAGCGAUGCAGAGGAAGCGACCGGCGACAGGAGGCCGGAGUGCGAGUGUCCGCCGGCCGGAGCGUCCCGAGGGAAGCUGCUGCUCCUCUGCUUCCUGCAGGGCCUCAAGGCCGGAACCAGCGACGGCACCGAUGCUCGACAUCAGGUGGCGAUGCAGCUGCUGCACUCUGAGUGGGAGUACGUGUCGGCCUUAAACCAGCUGUGUGAUAAAUACAGGACGCCACCAGCUCACCAGAUGACCGUGGAGCCGUAUCAGACUUCUGUGAAGUUUGUGGAGCAGCUGCUGCAGCGGCAUCUGCUCUUCAGGAACAGCCUUCAGGAGCGGCUGACCGCUGAGCAAUGGAAGUCUCUGGUGGGCGACGUCGUGGUGCAGCUGACCGGACACAACGAUACGGCCUUUUCAGACAUGUACCUCGGAUACACCGCCACCCUGGCGUCGUUCCUCUCGCGGGAGUUCGACGGACUGAAUCGUUCUGAGAAGAUGCAGAACAUGCAGAGCGUCCAGACGGAGAGAGAGGAAGUUAAACUGCUCUACCUGCUGCUGACACCCGUCUCUCGUAUCCACGGAUACCUGAACCACAUACAGAACCUGCUGCAGUGGACGGGCACGGAGCAUCCGGACCGCAGCCUCCUGCUGGGAAGCGAGCGAGUGCUGAGCAGUGUUUUGACCCGUUGUCAUGUGAUCCUGGAGGAAGAUGUCCGGUGGGAGGAAGGAGGAGGAGGACAGAGCAGCUGCACCGACGCAGUGGCUGGUGGAUCCUCUGCAAAGUGCUGCACCAGGAGCCAACAGGCCGACGCGGCAGCUCAGAGAGACGACCAGCAGCCCGUCAGUAAUGGAGUGGACGGAUGUCACUCCAUGCGUCUGGAGUGCUGGUCCUGCAGCCCGGUGAGGAGGAGGAAGGAGGUCUGUGGGAGAGACCGGACCCUCCAGAACCAGCCGGCCCGUGGACACGCCUGCUGCUCCAUCCUCAGCCCUGACGCCGCAGCGUGGGGGGAGCACAGCGACUCGGGCCAGGGCUCCAACAGCCAGCUCACCGGGAAAGGCACCGACGGGCCGGAGGCCCCUCGCGGGCGCCACGGCCUCGAGGACUGCGAGACGGACCAGGACGACACGUCGGCCUUCGACUACUCCUCCGUCACCUCGGGCAGCCCCGACGCCACGUUGCGCAGGGAGACCACGGAGGAGGAGGAAGAGGAGGAGGACAGCCAGGUGCCGGUGCUGUUGAAGCCCUCGUACAGCCAGCAGCAGCAGCCGCCGCAGCCCCGGGAGAGGACCGUGUGUCUGAGGUGGCAGAUCCCCAGGAUGACCCCUCACCCUCCUCUGAGACGCGCCGCGGGGCUGCGUGCGGCGGACGGGCCGAGUCACGUCGGCUCCUACGGGAAAAGGCUGGUGACCGUGAGGAAGGGGUCCCCUCCUCUUCAUCCAAAGAGUGCCUUCAGGCCCAUCGUGGAUGAUCCAUCCAAACAGCAAGUGGAUGCAGCUCCGGAGAAAGACAACAGACAAGUCUUCCUACAGAGACAAAGCUUUCUGAAAUUCAACCCGAGCAGAGAAACCCUGAGACCGGGCCCGGCUCAGCAGAGAGGCCCCCAUGCAGCUGGAGGACUGUGGGAGGAGAGUGAGGACAGCGAGGGCCCCUGCAGCACCGUUUGACCCCCAGCAGAGACCAGAGGCCCCGCAAUAAACAAAAGGAAACUGUCGGUUACAAACGGGAGCUCAAUUUGAGAUUUCUUUGAUGGAGGCGGUUCCCCAAAUGGUCACCACGGCAACGUAACUGCAUGGACUGUUGGGAAUACGGAGAUCAAAGAGCAACAUUCAUCUGAGGAAAAUGAGAAUUACACUUUUUACACAAUGGUUAGACUGAGAAAAUUUAAUGUAAUA